UUAUCCAAAAUAGGCAUCUGGCCAGCCAUAGCACGUCUUGAGAAGAACAUGUGAACUUCUUAGCUUAACGGCGUAUUUCAUGAAUAACUGACUGUGGAUCAUGAAGUCAGUGGCUUUUCUUUGUAACAGAGUAAUUCUGAUUGACCUAACUGGUCCCGGCGUGAUAGUAUAUGCACCUUCUGAGUUUGCGUGUACCUAAGUAGGUAGGUAAUCGAAAUCGUCAUCCGAUGUAACGCUUAACUCAGACACUGCCGGAAACAGACGGCAGGGUUAUUUAAAGAAGGAAAUGUUUGUGAAUAUAAGUUUUCGAAUCCCCAGGAUUGUCUCUUCCAAGUAGUUUGACCUCAUUGCAGACAAGUUAACUCAGAGAACUUUGCCUGAAACCGACUACACUACAAAGUUUCGGCAUCACGGAUCACAAUGGAGCAAUACUAUACUCUCGCCGAAGGAUGUCCCUACGCCAACAAUGCCUCAUCAGUGCAGCUCCGCAGCAGUACUGGUCGCGGCGGUCUUGUACUGAUGCAGGAUACUCAACUCCUUGAGACUCUGGCCCAUUUCAACCGAGAAAGAAUUCCUGAACGAGUCGUCCACGCCAAAGCUGCAGGAGCUUACGGCGAGUUCACAUGCACUCAUGACUGCUCCGACCUUACAUCUGCCAGCUUUCUGAGCCAAGUCGGUAAAAAGACCCCGCUGCUUCUGCGCGUAUCCACGGUUGCACAGGAAGCCGGCUCCUCAGACACGGCUCGCGAUGUGCACGGCUGGGCCAUGAAAAUGUACACCGACGAGGGCAAUCUGGAUUGGGUCUUUAACAACACCCCCGUCUUCUUCGUGCGAGACCCGUUGAAAUUCCCAUCUAUGAAUCGGUCCCAUAAGCGGCAUCCGCAGACCCAUCUGCCGGACCCGAAUAUGUUCUGGGACUUCCAUGUCGGAAACCCCGAAGGCAUUCACCAACUCAUGCAUCUUUUCAGCGAUCGAGGAACCCCGGCGUCUCUUCGUCACAUGAACGCCUAUAGCGGACAUACGUACAAAUUCACCACCAAGGACGGUAACUUCAAAUAUAUCAAAAUACACAUCAAGACCACCAUUGGCGUUCGCAACUUCACCAGAGAAGAAUCCGUCAAAGUCGGUGGCGAGAACCCCGACUUCUUCAUUCAGGAUCUGUUUGAAGCUAUCGAAAGGGGCGAUUAUCCCGUUUGGAACGUCUAUGUCCAGGUCAUGGAACCUGAACAGGCGGAAAAAUACCGAUGGAAUAUCUUUGAUAUGACCAAAGUCUGGUCGCACAAGGACUUUCCAUUGAGGCAGAUUGGAAAGAUAACCUUGAAUCGCAACCCCAGCAACUACUUUACGGAUAUCGAGCAAGCUGCCUUUUCGCCUUCGACCAUGGUGCCAGGUUUCGCACCCUCAGCGGAUCCAAUGCUCCAAGCGCGAAUGUUCGCCUACCCCGACGCAGCCCGGUAUCGCCUCGGAGUCAACUACCAACAACUCCCCACGAACGCCGCCAAAGCACCUGUCUACUGCCCGUUCCAGCGCGACGGCAAGAUGAACUUCUCCGACAACUACGGAGCUGACCCCAACUACACGGGAUCUUCUCUCAAACCGACCAAGUUCUACCAGGACAUCAAGGGCCUCGGACCCAAUUCCAUUAGCACAUUGACCGAGCACGAGAAGUGGGUCGGAGAAGUGACUAAUUUCGAGAUGCAUAUGACAGACGAUGAUUACGAACAGCCCGCUGCUCUGUGGGAAGUCAUCGGAAGAGAGCCCGGACAUCAGGAGCGGUUCUUUGGAAAUGUCGCUGCUCAUUUGAAUCAGGUCCACAGUGAUCGACUUCGCAAUGACGUCUACAGUCUAUUCGCACGCGUUAACCCAGAGUUGGGAGCUGGUAUCAAAAAGGCAACUGAAGCUCUUCGCUCUAAGAAAUAGGUGGUCGGUUGCCGGUGUAUCCGCAGGCAGGAUUGAUUGAAAUGUCGAGGAACUAGUUGGUCGAAUCAGGCCUGGAGAAAUCCUUUAAUUUAAUUCGGAGAAAUGUCACCCGUGUCUUUUCAUGCAUUCAUUCCUCUCGUAGUGUUAUGAUGUAUUAUUAUUAAACGUGGUCGAUCAUUUGCUACGACUGCGUAGGUAGCUAGCUGGUCGGGCUAGCAAGCAACAAUAAGACUGGCAGUACUUACUUUUAU
Molecule: messenger RNA, 2171 nt
Organism: Paecilomyces variotii
Lineage: Eukaryota; Fungi; Ascomycota; Eurotiomycetes; Eurotiales; Thermoascaceae
Product: catalase
Exons: 11
Coding region: 421-1920 (499 amino acids)
Biological process (GO): response to hydrogen peroxide; hydrogen peroxide catabolic process
Cellular component (GO): peroxisome; cytoplasm; mitochondrion
Molecular function (GO): catalase activity; heme binding
Source: RefSeq, a predicted model, not a curated record